AUGAAUACCUUAGACAAAGAGAAGGUUUUGUUCUUCUGUUGUGAUAUUUAGGAUGUUUUUAAUAAUGAAGCCAAUUAAAAGAAUUAUAAUUGUUUGUAGGUUAUAGAAUGUGCAUGUUUGAUGAAUGAAUUCGCUAAAGUUUAUGACAUACCCAUAAUUGUCUCAGAAUAAAACCCUAAGGUUUUUGGAAGCACAGUUCAAUAAUUAAAGAACACAUUCACAUAAAACACUCAUUUUUACGAGAAGUUUACUUUCACGAUGCUGUCUGAUAAAGGAUUAGAAAUAUUAAAACAGUAUCCAAAUAGAAAUCAGGUUGUGAUUUACGGAUUAGAAACCCAUAUUUGUGUUUAACAAACAUGCUUGGAUCUUAUAAAGUUAGGCUACUAAGUUUAUGUAUUGACUGAUGGUACUUCAAGUAGUAAGCCAUUAUUUAGAUCAACUGCGUAUGAAAGAUUAAAAUAAUGUAAUGUAUAUUUAGAGACUUCUCAAUCUGUAAUGUAUACAUUAAUGUAAACCUCUUAAAAUGAGAAAUUUAGAGAGGUUUUAAAAUUAGUAAAAAAAUAUUAGUUUUAAAACAUAUUUCCAAGUUUAUGA
This is a messenger RNA of Paramecium tetraurelia, 594 nucleotides long. RefSeq lists its product as uncharacterized. NCBI's taxonomy places the organism in Eukaryota, Ciliophora, Oligohymenophorea, Peniculida, Parameciidae. The transcript has a single exon. The record is from RefSeq and is a predicted model, not a curated record.